UAACCACGGGCGCAAUCCCCUCAUAACCCCUCACUUCGCUACAUACGGAAUACCUCCAAGACAGGCAAUCUAAGCUCCGCCAAUACACAUCUCGGAAUGAACAUCAGAAUUCUAGCGGUCACCGUCCUACUGGCGUUACUCGCCCCAUCCGUCACACAUGCUAUCAUCAAAUCAUGGGACACAGGAAGUGGGACAAUUUACCGUCUCCAUGUCACGCAAGAUGUGGCCAUAGAAAGUCCCUCUGGCAACCACAAUAACCUGCCUUACCUUCUCGUCGGCAAGCACCCACGAUACCCCAACAAGCGCUCUCUGUUGCAGUUUGAAAGCCCCCCGAGAUCUGGUUGCCAAAUCCAAUGGGCAAAGAUGUACAUGUACUUUGUAUACGCGCACAAGGCUAGCUGGCAUUCACCUCAUCAGGCACCCUACCUUAACCGGGACAUCAUGAUUCACCGAGUGCUGAAGCCAUGGAACGAGGGUCAAGCGAAUACCAGAUACAGGAUGUCAAAUUAUCCCUGGAGCCAACUUUACCUUGGUUUAGACGGCACUGAUGCAGAGAACAUGCCCCAGUCUCCCUCAACCACCAUGUUCUCGUACAGACCAAGUGGCUUUGUAGAGUUUGACGUCACAAGAGCCGUGAAGGACUGGGCGGGAGGGUCGCCCAAUUACGGCUUGGUUGUCAGAGUAAAAGAUGAAAGUGUUGACGGCAGAGGGCUGAGGUUUGCAAGUAAUGCUGAUCCAGAUAGCCAGCAUCACGCCUUCAUUCAUGUGAAGUGUGCUUAAGAUUAGAGAGCCACUGUAACGAAAUGUUACUUGUCACGCAAUUUAGCGAUUCGAGUAAUGCUGACCGAAAUAGCAAGCAUGUGAAGUGUGCUUAAACAGCCUCUGACAGCCGCCACUUUGUCAUCCUAGCAAAACACCAAGUGCGAUAAAGCUUAUUUUCGAUUGAAUUUGAUGAAUAAAGUGAAUAAAGUAAAAAACUUU
Molecule: messenger RNA, 981 nt
Organism: Nematostella vectensis (starlet sea anemone)
Lineage: Eukaryota; Metazoa; Cnidaria; Anthozoa; Actiniaria; Edwardsiidae
Exons: 3
Coding region: 97-780 (227 amino acids)
Source: RefSeq, a predicted model, not a curated record